UGUUCCUUUACGGUUUUUGAAGGUAUUUGAGAACUGGCAACAGCAAGCAAGGUGCGUCGCCCAACAACAAAUUAUACGGAGGAAAGCUAAGUCCACGCGCUUCUGGUGAGUCUGUAGCCGUACUUGGCUUCGCGCGCUCCACUAAUGGGUUUUAUCUUUAAACGAAUUUGUAACUUAACAAGUGAGGACGACAGUGGGCUACGGAAAGGGAAGCUAAGGCUAAAAUACUUUUGUUAGUCUGUGCUUAUUACUUCACACAUUUCACGCUAACAUCACACCGAGUGCCACCCUCCAUGCGCUACCGAGGGUGGGUGUUAGCUAACUGCCUCCGCCCCAAGUAAUAAGUGAUAAAGACAAACGCCACGCUACUAGAGGCUUCUGUAGUGAUUCUUUUCACUGGUUAUAUCAACAACUGUGCUAAAUCAAUUGAAUAAAAGUCAGUACUACUAAACAUCCUGAAGGGGAAAUAAGAAGAAAAAAAAACGAUGUCCUUAAGACAGUUACGUACCUCCGGGCCGUUCACGUAACUCCACAACAGAACUCCUUGAUUUAUGUCCUCGGACUCUGAGACCCUUCAUUACUUAAGUAUGAGCAACAGUUCAUGCAAGGAUGACACUAAUAUUGGAUGUAUGAACCAUUCUUGUAUAGAUGAAAAGAACAUUGGACGGAAUGCAUCAGUGAUCACCAGUGCUGUGUUAUUUGGUACAGGAGUUUUCGGCAACGUGAUUGCCCUUAUUAUUCUCUUGAAGCACAAAAGGACCUUCAAACAUAAGAUUUCUGUAUUUUACGUUCUGGCAAGUGGACUGGUACUAAAUGAUCUUUUAGGCAAGUGUUUAGUUAGCGCGCCUGUGUUCGUCUGUUACGCCUUAAAUAAGACUCUAAAAGGGAUUGCUGAUGGAAACAACAGUAUGUGUAAUUCAUUUGCCUUCCUCAUGGCAUUUUUUGCGCUCACCUCAAUAUUCAUAUUACUCGCAAUGGCUCUGGAGUGCUGUCUGUCCUUAGGGUACCCCUAUUUUUAUCAAAGACAUAUCACAAAGAGAAAAGGUUUGCUGUGCUUUACAGCGGUUUAUCUCUUCUGUCUCAUCUUCUCUUCUCUGCCACUCCUAGGCUUUGGUCAAAAUGUACAGUACUGUCCAGGAACGUGGUGUUUUAUUCAAAUGACCUCAGAUUCCUCCAAGAAUGUAUUCAGUUAUGCUGUACUUUAUGCCACUUUAAUGGGCGUCUUGAUCUUUGCAGUUAUGGUAUGCAACAUCCUGGCCAUGAAAAAUCUUAUUAAAAUGCAAAAGACAGCAAAGAGAACUAUGAGAAGUAACUCACUUUACAGUUCAGAGGACAUAAAACCAGGAGGACAAAACACUGAAGAAAGUGGCCACCUUAUACUUUUGGUCAUCAUGACUGUUUCCUUCAUGGUGUGUUCCUUGCCCUUCAUGGUUCGUGCUUAUACAGCUACAUUUGCACCUGAUAAAGAUGAAGCUGCAGACUUGAUCGCUAUCAGAUUCCUUUCAGUGCAUUCCAUCAUAGACCCAUGGCUUUUUAUCAUUUUUAGAACAUCUGUUUUCAGGACAACAUGCCGCAAGGUGUACGAUAAAUUAUGGCCAGGAUAAAAAACUGGAAUACAACAGAAUCACUGCAUCUGCUGACUGAUCAUGUACCAUACUGAAGAGUGCCACUGGCUAAGAUGGAAGCAGCUAGAAUCAUGACAGAUGGUGGACUUCCUGAAUAUAGUAAAUUACAAAAAACUGUCACAGAAAGAGGCUGAUUUCUGAACAAAUAAUGAUGUCAGGUGUGGAGUCUCAGUAUAAGACUAAGAACUGUUAUUAUGGAUUUUAUUUCACAGCAUAUGAUACAAAGUGGUAUCUUAUUUAUUGUACUUCAGUCCUUGGUAGCCAGGCAAGGACAUCCAUGUAAAGGAAUCUUUUUACAAAGGCCACUUGGUAGUACCAGAGAGCUUAACUAACCUAAUUAGAGUAGAUUAAAUAGCAUGGUAAGAAUCAACCAGUAUGUAUGCAGUGGCAUUACAAUUCAUCCCUAGGUCUCCUGGAUACUCUUUGCUAACUCCCAUCCAAAUGUUACAGUUCCCAUGCUCCUCUGCCAUGCCAAAGGUAUUUUUAUUAAUUAAUUCAUGCAUAUUUUAAACAAACACGUGAUAAGGUACAAAUUUGAUGAUAGCUUGUCAUUUUGCAAAUUGAAAACAAGAAUAAUUGCUUUCAUAUUUUAAAAGCAAACAUAGUUUGCUAUAAUGCCACCACCUCUAUUUCUGUAUGCAACACUGUGAUAAAUUAAAGUCUUACUUCAGUGCAUUCAUUCAUUCAUCAGUUUCACCUUAAAUAGCUUUAUUUAGCUCUGAUAUUACAGUGGUUAACCCAAUGCUAUACUACCAGAGUCUACUGGACAGGAGCAAUUCUUACGGUAAAAAGUGUAAAAUCAUAACAGCAUGUUGGAAGUAACUCAUUAAAAAGUUAAUAUUUGUCCCUUUUCCAGGAUAGGUGAAGUGUGUGUGUGUGUGUGUGUGUGUGUGUGUG
Messenger RNA from Protopterus annectens (West African lungfish), 2522 nucleotides. RefSeq names its product prostaglandin D2 receptor-like. Gene Ontology annotation, molecular function: prostaglandin D receptor activity. The transcript has 2 exons. Gene Ontology annotation, cellular component: plasma membrane. Gene Ontology annotation, biological process: inflammatory response; G protein-coupled receptor signaling pathway; positive regulation of cytosolic calcium ion concentration. The record is from RefSeq and is a predicted model, not a curated record. NCBI's taxonomy places the organism in Eukaryota, Metazoa, Chordata, Ceratodontiformes, Protopteridae. The coding region runs from base 552 to 1604 and encodes 350 amino acids.